Musca vetustissima is the source of this 930-nucleotide messenger RNA. RefSeq names its product alpha-tocopherol transfer protein-like. Gene Ontology annotation, cellular component: membrane. The coding region runs from base 1 to 930 and encodes 309 amino acids. Lineage: Eukaryota; Metazoa; Arthropoda; Insecta; Diptera; Muscidae. The transcript is spliced from 3 exons. The record is from RefSeq and is a predicted model, not a curated record. Gene Ontology annotation, molecular function: phosphatidylinositol bisphosphate binding.
AUGGCCAAUAUUCGACCUUUGAAUGAAGAUUUGCAAAAAGUCGCCACUGAAUUGGGCGAAGUGCCUUCACGUUUGGCUGAUGAUUUGGCUGCGCUCAAGGAAUGGAUACGCCAACAGCCUCAUUUGAGAGCCAACACCGAUGAUCAAUUUUUGGUGGCCUUCUUGCGAGGCUGUAAAUAUUCCUUGGAACGUACAAAAACGAAAAUUGAUCGUUACUUUACAAUGAAGAGUAAAUUUCCCGAAUUGUUUGGUCCCAUUAAUGUAGAUGAUCCGAAAGUAAGGGAACUUCUACACACAGGAACCUGGCUAUUUUUACCCACCCCUUUGAAUGGCAAUGGUCCACGUAUUGGCUUAAUGCGUAAUGGUGUUUAUCCCGCUGAUAAAUUCGCCAUCGAAGAUGUGUUGAAACUAAUCCAUGCAAUGCAGGAAAUCAAUAUGAUAGAAGAUGACUAUGCCAUUCUGCAGGGUGCUAUAUUUAUUGGUGAUUUUGGAAAGUCCACCAUGGCCCAUUUAAUGCAAAUGACACCAUCGAUAAUGAAAAAAAUGACGGUGUACUCCGAAGAGGCUGUGCCACUGAGACCAAAGGCUCAACAUUUUAUUAAUACCAUUGCAGGAUUCGAUGCUAUUUUCAAUAUGGCGAAACCCAUGUUUUCGGCGAAGCAACAGAAGAGGUUAUUCGUGCAUGGCAACAAAAUGGAUUCGCUUUUCAAGGAGGUACCCCAGAAAUAUUUACCCAAGGAGUACGGCGGUGAAAAUGGUUCAAUUGAGGAGAUAAUUGCCGAAUGGGACAAGAAAUUUGAUCAAUAUAGAGAUUAUUUCAAGCGUAGUGCUGAAUGGGGUACCGAUGAAAAGUUGCGUCCCGGCAAGGCCAUUGAUUUUGAGAGUCUUUUUGGUAUUGAUGGUUCCUUCCGUAAAUUGGACGUUGAUUAA